AUGACAGCAGUUAACAAUAGAGAAAGUGUACACUCAUACUACAGGACCAAAAACUGGCUCACUCACCAGGACCAGCGCUUCAGAGGCAGGACUUCUCUGUUCAGGGAUCAGAUCUCCAGAGGAAACGCAUCGCUCCAGCUGACAGAGGUGGAGGUUCGGGACGAGGGCAGAUACAAGUGCUACGCCAGCACUAGGACUGGAUACAAUGAGUCAUUUAUAAAUCUCAGAGUGAACGUUCCAGUGCAUGAAGUCAAGUUUCAGAAGGUAGAAAACAGGAUCAUCUGUAGCUCAGAUGGGAUCUACCCUGAGCCUGAGCUCACCUGGUCCAUCAACCCAUCAUCCAGUCUGACUCUCCAGAGCACAACUAAAGUCCAGCGGACUGAGCAGCAGCUCUACAACAUCAGCAGCUCUCUGAUGCUCUCAGACAACGUGACUGAUCUGGACUACAUCUGUACCGUCAGCACUCGCACAAACAGCAGGAGAGCCUCUUUGAUUAGACAGAGUAAGUAUUAUGAAAAAGACCUGCAGCCAUAA
Messenger RNA from Scomber scombrus (Atlantic mackerel), 534 nucleotides. Its product is annotated as programmed cell death 1 ligand 1-like. Gene Ontology annotation, biological process: cell surface receptor signaling pathway; negative regulation of T cell proliferation; immune response. Lineage: Eukaryota; Metazoa; Chordata; Actinopteri; Scombriformes; Scombridae. The transcript is spliced from 2 exons. The record is from RefSeq and is a predicted model, not a curated record. Gene Ontology annotation, cellular component: external side of plasma membrane. The coding region runs from base 1 to 534 and encodes 177 amino acids.